ACAAAGAACUGACAGACAGCAUCACGUGAAAAGGCCGCGUCUCACUACUAAGGUUUCCUUAUUAGAAGGAAGGAAGCGGAAAAACCGAGUGGAAAAUCUUCCCUUGUUAGAUGGUAAGUAUAUUGGAGAAAUGCUAAAAACCGCACGCCGACGAAAGAACUAAUUACCAAUGUCUUUAUCAUUGAUACUGAAUGAUGCACGAAGCCGGAUUAUUAUAAAACUCAUCAAGAAUUUAGACUGCCUUCAACUUUGAAUGCGAUUAACCGUAGUGGUUCUUUAUUUCGCAGUUUCUUGAGGGCUGAAACGGUAAACGAAACCUUGAGCAGUAAUUUAAUGAUCAUCAGUACCGUGAGUUUGACGAGUUUGUUUUGUGCCUUUUCUUCUUACAGCGAGGCGCGCAAGGAAAACAUCAUGGAUGUCAACGCACAGAAAACGAAAAUUCCAUCAAGAGGAAAACUUGGUGACUGUCUUCAAAAGGUUUCGUCGCUGUUGUCUGUUGCAGCCAUUCUGAUGACGGUUUCUCUCUUUGUAAGAACGGAGACAAACUCAAAAAUGCUGGAUUCAAAAUUUAUGUUGAAAAUUCAAGAAAUGGGGAAUGCUCUCGAAUCUGUGAGGGCUGCUUGCCAAGUUCUUCGUAAAGACUCAGACCUUUUCAAGAGUAGGUCAUUUAGAAGAGAAUUUUCUUAACAACUGCUCGUCGCUUGAACUCGACGAAUAAGCGUUUGGUUGGCGGGGUUGUACUAGACCUAUACGAAAGUAAGCCGAGCGCAGUCGGUUGCGACCACUUUUAGUCAAAGAAAACAGAUAACCAACCCCAUGCAUUUGAUGGACUUAAGAAAAUCAAUCCAAUGAAGUGCUUGUGUGUAUCACAUUUUAAUGUAAAUCAGCCUAUGAACAACUGAAAUGUAUUCGGGCAUUUCUCUUGAUUGCGAUAUGUUGAGUGAAGUUUUGAAAACACAGAUUUGACCUUAAUCAGAAACUUGACCCGUUUAUUGAAAUAAGUCACGACUGCAUAUUGUAUACUUAUCUUUCAAUAGAUUUUUUCAAACGAAUCAGUGGCUUCUCUUCGACUCGUCCUUUGCUGAAAAGGAUUUAAACAAAAGAUUUCCGAACAAAAUAAGUGGCAAAAAACGUGUUUUCCUUGUUUCGGUCAUGGAAUAAAAAGCCCUUUGUGAAGCUUAAAUCUGAUAUGAUCAAUGUUAAAAAAAAAGCAAAACAAAAACGGUUAACCCUUUCCGUUUUCUUUAGGUAGAAAACAGGACGUCAAAAUUGUUCGCCGCAGCUUAACGACUAAUCGGAACGACUCAGUUAAUCAAGCAGAAGCCGACACUGGUUUCAGGAAGUACAUGACCUCUAUUGUAACUGAGUCCAUAGGGACUUACUGCCUCUCCCCUGGUAAAGUCUGUGUGGCAGGACCUCGGGGACCAAGGGGAAUUCCGGGAAAUCGCGGUAAACGAGGUCCAAGGGGAUCUAAAGGAAAAACGGGAGGGAAAGGCAUUAUGGGAUCACCUGGCAAAUCUGGAAAACCAGGAAUGAAAGGAGAUGUUGGAAAUCCUGGAAUGAAGGGAGAAAAGGGUAUGAAUCAAGAGCUAUUGACAUUUUAUUUCUGUCUUUCCUUAUUCAUAUAUAAUAGUCAUUGUCAUUAGGAACAAAAUGAGUGGAAAUUUUGCUGGAAUCUAAAAACCACAAUUGCAAGAUUGAAACCAAGAGAUCAUAAGCGUUUCUUGAUUGAGACAAAUUGUUAUCUGUUACAAUAAAUGUAUCUUCAACUUGUGGCGGUUAAUUUCUUUUUUUUUUUUUCUUGGGAUGGAAUUUGUUCGUAAUCCGUAAGUCUAAUAUAGUUAACAAAUUUAACUUUGAACAAUAAGUUUCUGAUAAGAUGCCAAGGCUAGUAAAAUCUUAAAAAAUUAAAAAUAAAAAUCUGGAGGUUCAUUGUCGGGCACAAAUCUAUCAUAAAAUGCAAAAUGGAUGCGAUCUGCACCCAAGGGUGAGCAGGCUUCCUCCAUGUCUUCAUAGCCAAUCUUUACUACGCCAUAUAAUUUCGCUCCGACAGUUGUAAGACAUUUCCCUACACUUCCGUUUAAGCGUUUGCUAUAUGCCUGUCUAUAUUCUUUAAGGCGACAAAGGAGUUCCUGGUCAUCCAGGACCUAAAGGUGAACCUGGCCAGUCCAUAUCUGCUCCAAAAGUUGAUGUUUCUCCUGCCUCACAUACAAUCACUGAGAACCAGACCGCCACGUUUAGCUGUUCAGCUGAUGGCAAUCCAAAACCCAGAGUAACUUGGAGUAAAAUGAGCGGUACAGGACAAGUCAAUAUGAACGGUCACGAUAAUACAUUGCAGAUCAAAAAUGCUACUUAUAACGACUCAGGAAGCUAUGUUUGUAUGGCCACAAGUAUCAUGGGAAAAGCUCAGAAGACGGUGAAACUUACAGUUGAAGGUGAUGCUGACAAUGGAAAUACUUGAUGUCGCGCGUCAUUCCUAGGGAAGCAGUCAUAUACUCUGUUGGUGACGGCCGAUUCCCCCUCCUUUCUUCCUGAAAACCGUGAGCCUCCCCCCUCUCCCCUCAAAAUCCUUUAACCUUCCCCUCCUCCUUCCCGGGCGAUAAACGAAUCAGUAAUUGGUUCGUUAAAGUCAGUUUAUGUUAUCAAUUUAUAAUGUUGGUUUCCUUUUAAAUUUAGCUCCUCCACGUUUCAUCCAUACUCCCGCGAGGCUUACUAAAGUCCCUGCGAACUCAGUCGCCUCUGUUCGUUGUCAAGCUUUUGGUUUUCCACCACCAACUAUGGUUUGGUCGAGAGAAUUUGUCCCAUUACCGCAAGGCCGGACCAACAUUACUAAGAAUGGCACCCUUAUUAUCACCAACUUUGGUCCUCUAGACAGUGGUACAUAUCAGUGUAAAGCCAGCAACAAGCUUGGAUCUGCUAAUGUGCUAACAACCUUACAUUAUGAUGAACAAGGUCAGGAAACUUACGUUUUUAAUUUUAACUAAAAUUUUUUUCAUUAUUUCAAGGAGGGUUUAUAUGCAACCGGAAGCGAACGCAAUCCUUUGCCAACAGUCGACUGCAUUAAAUGAAUUUAUUCAAAUUCUAUUUGUUCUAAGAGCCUACUACAUGACUUACAGUAUACAGGUGAGUGUUACGAAAACCAAGAGAAAGGUGAAGGUCCGGAUCCACAAGAUCUCACACUCUCUUAGGUUUUUACACUCUCUCAGUGACGUAAGGAACAUUUCAAACUUGUUACCCAUACAGUAAACUUUAACACCCCUGUUUAAAUUCAAAAGAUUCAUGUUGAUCACGCCUCUGUUUACAUUUGUGUUAUCGCCUCUGUUUUUGUUUACAUACAGGCAACUAUGGGUAGCAUCCCCCUUUAAGUUUUACUGAUAACAUUUCAUGGUAUAUUUGACCGCUUCUGACUGACUAAGAUAAAAAAUUGACACCGAAAUGCGUUCUUCACUCAUAUGUUCCAAAAUUGUACAACUAAAAAUUAAUUAGACCAAAGACAAAUCACCAGAAAUUUUUUUCUUAAUUUUCAGUAUAAUUUCUAUGCAAAAGUGGUUGACUGCUUCGUAGGGAAAAUUUUCGCUCCUAUAAAAUUCUUUAUAUCUGCAAAGUGUACAGACUUUCGCUUGAUAAUGAAGAUGAGGAUGAAAAAAAUGCUUACUAGAGAAACAAACUUGUAAGGAAUUAGCUGGUGUUGAUGCCAUUUAUAUUUAAAUUUUUGAAAAAUUGCAUCGCUUGUUAUUUCUAAUUAUAGUUAGACUUUGAUUUAUCGUUUUCCCCUGCGACAAUAUUCAUAAUGGUCAAAGUUACUAAGAAGAUCCGUUAACCGUUAGCCAUAAAUGGCAAACAUUUCUAGCUGUUUGGCGUAAAAAAACGUUAAUCGUAAAAAGGUUUUAUUUAAUCACAAAGGAAGGAAGUCAAUCGUUAACCGUGAAAUGGCCAAAAUGUUAACUGUUAGCCGUAAAAGCCAUCACCCCACUGAAACAUAUCAAACUCUUUCCCCAGUGCGACGAACAUUUGUUUUUCUCGGUUCCAGGUGUACGCAACAACUAACCCCACGUAAUGCGCAUGCUCUCCGUUACGAAUUUCAAAAUGGCGGACAAGCCAAAGAAAGAAAAAAACAAAGCGAUUUUGCAAUGAAUACUCAACAUAAACCCUCGUUAGAAAGGCGAAUCCACGGAGGAAAGAUACAAAACUGUAUGAUACUGAGAUCGAUAUGAUAUUAAAUCGAUACCGAAAGCCCGUUUCCAACUUGCUUAGAAGCGCAUUAAUUGCCUUCCGCCACGAUCACUAGCUUUCUUGACAGCCUUCUGAAGACAGAAUACUUUCUUUCUGAAGACUUCUAAUGUGCGGCUAUUGAUUAUUACACCUCAUAUACCUGAUUGCUCAAACACUUUGUUUACGAUUGUUGAAAGGACCGACUCAUGGUUCUCCGUCUUCGUCUUUACAUUGCUUUGAAAUAGUAUAGACUAGUAAGCUGAAACGAAAAACUAAUCAGGGAUGUUUACGAAAAAUCCAGCAAACAAGCUUAAAAAGAGCAUUUAUUUAGACUUCGUACUUCAACGAACUUCACAAAUCUUACUAGUUUAUCUUGUAAGUAAACGAUGGCAGACUAAUUCCCGAAGCGCUUUCUGAGUUUCCCAAUUCCUCUCCUACUGCUUUUACGCUUACAAAACAGGAAAAAAUCAAAAGGAGGAAGAUACAGCUGUUUUGAAACGCCAUUUGACGAGGGUAAAUCUGCUUUUUGUUCGACACUUUACAUAUCAAAACAAAGGAAAUUUGUUCUUCUUUCUGAUUCUGGCGGUACAUUUUUAAUUUGCGCCUGCGUAAAAGAGAUAUCGCCCGAGACCCUUCGCUCGGUCGUGUUUUGAUAAGAAACGCCUUGUUAAUUUCACGCAACCGCUCGGAGAAAAGGUAAAAAUGACGAGGGAAAAACUUUACCUUCAAGUUAGAAAAUUAGCGAAAUAGAAAGCCACAAUAUUAUAGUUUAAUAUUUCAGAGGUACAUUGAGUGCUUUUUCCGUAGAGAAUCCGCACAGUGGUAAAACAUUCGAAAAUUACACUCGAUUUGAGUGGGGUGUUGAAGUGGGCGUGGUCGCUACAUUCAUUUUAAGACUAUUUGUACCCCAUGAGUUUGAUAUGCAACUGCUAACAGGUUGAUCAAAACAAAAACUUUUAGGCUUUCUUCAAGAAAAGUUGUAUCCUAUUUCCUUUUUUCAGCACUUCAAAUAGCCUCGACUAUAUUAGCAGGCAAUUUGGAUUAUAAAAGCAAACUCUAUCAGUUUUUGAAACCUGCAGUUGGAAGUCAUCCUCAAUGGGUGCUGUGCUACCGCGCCUCCUCUCACGGCUGGGCGGCCAGUAUCUUCCACAGAAGGUGUGAUGGGAAACGGAACACAGUCUCCAUCAUAAGAGUUGGACAGUACGUGUUUGGAGGAUACACGGACAUUUCAUGGGGUAAAAGAAUAUCUUUUCCUUAUUCUCUGCUUUGAUUGUAAUCCAGUGAAAUAAAGUGUAAUUAAUUUAAUUGUAAUCCAGUGACAUAAAGUUGUAUUUAAAGUAACAAUCUAACCUAAGCUUUUACAUCUUGACCCAAAAAAAUUAUCGAACAAGUUAUAAAUUCAUGAAAGGAAAAAGAAUUGAGCAGUCAAAACGUAUGAAAAUUUUUCUCUCUUUUUUAGUUAAUGUAACUGUCAAGUUCCCGUCUAAAAAAACGUUUAGUUAAACUUAAGGGAAGAAACUUAUUCUUCGCUAAUCUUUAAAGGCCAGUUAGCUUUCGAUCAGAUCCUCACUAUAUGAGUUGCGGCAUACCUAAACACAUCGUGUUUCCCAAAGAAUUAAACGACUGGAAAAGUUGUCGGAGUUUUUUUUUUCCAUGGUCUAAGGAACUUAAAAUUCAAUGUAUAAUAUGUUUAUUUCACAUCUUAUUCUUCAGAGUCCAGUGGUGGCUUCACAAGUACUUCCAAGGCGUUCAUAUUUUCACUCCGAAAUAACGAAGGACUGGCACCAUUCAAGAGCCUGGUUACUGUGUCUUAUUAUGCUAUUUACAGGAGUUCAAGCUAUGGGCCCACAUUUGGUGGAGGAUACGACAUUGCUAUUAUAGAUAAUGCAAACAGUAACACAAACUCCUACACACUCUUUGGCCAUUCUUAUUCACUCCCAAGUGGUAUAAAGGACCGAAAAACAAUCCUGGCUGGGACUUUUAAGUUCACACCUGAUGAGGUGGAGGUUUUCUAUCUUGGUUGAGUCAACACUGCUAUAUCAUAAUUCCACCACAAAUCCCGGUAAAAUAGUGACAUACUUCGAUUCAAUUUACCUUUUGGCUUUAUCAGCUGAAAAGCAGACCUUUUAAAACUAGUCUCAAACACUGAUGUUUUAUUGUUUCGCAAAAGAACAAUUUUGUUUGCUUUUCUUCCAUAUAUUGCAUGGUAAAAAAAUUUAAGGGGCUUCACCCGACGGUAGUUUGUAAAUCUUGACGUUUGCAUGAUGGGUAAAAUUCGUGAGGUUUGUCAGUGUUACAAUAUUUUUGGCCUAAUUUAGAGAUAAGAAACGAAAAUAUUCCUAGAACUUCCAAAGAAUUUAUUCUUGAAUGAUUCAGAUAGUUCUAACAAUUUUCCUAGAUGGAGGAGAUUUUAUUCCAUUAAGAUAAUAUGCGAAGAACGAGAUUCCAAUCUCAGAAGUGAUUCGAUUACGUAAUGCGAAGGAGGAAAAGUACAACGGUCGCGAGCAAACUCCUAUUUUUAACUCUAGAUAAUUAUAACUAAGUUAUUUCCAGUCCUGAGGACCAUAUUGAAAUUUGAGAUAAUUUCCUUAAAAUAGUCGUGAACGAUAAUAAACCGAGUUUUUAUGAAUACGGCUAAGGUUGAGAUGUAAUCAAUGAAAGUCGAAGACGGGCUGGAGAGAAUAAAUAAUCGUGCCUCGUGUUAAACAGCUAAUUCUUUCGAUGCUGCGGUCAAAAGUUAGCUUUUGGUUUGCUUAGUGAAUUUCUCUACAGCAACGAAACUCUAGAGCACUGACCAAUGGGGACCUUCGCCAUACUUAGUGCAAAGGAUAGUAUGUUAUGACCACAGAAGCAAACAUAACAACCCAAAGCAACUGAUCACGCGACCAUAAAGAAUGGUCCUCUUGACGAG
This is a messenger RNA of Pocillopora meandrina, 7123 nucleotides long. The record is from the annotation of a GenBank genome assembly. Lineage: Eukaryota; Metazoa; Cnidaria; Anthozoa; Scleractinia; Pocilloporidae.